Molecule: messenger RNA, 3031 nt
Organism: Macrosteles quadrilineatus (aster leafhopper)
Lineage: Eukaryota; Metazoa; Arthropoda; Insecta; Hemiptera; Cicadellidae
Product: nuclear cap-binding protein subunit 2-like
Exons: 5
Coding region: 324-806 (160 amino acids)
Biological process (GO): mRNA cis splicing, via spliceosome
Cellular component (GO): nuclear cap binding complex
Molecular function (GO): RNA cap binding
Source: RefSeq, a predicted model, not a curated record
UUUGUUAGUUGGUUGGUGUUGGUGUUCUUAACGUCUUGUUCGAAGGCCUAUCGAAAUUUAUUUUGAUUGUCCAUAGAAGAAUUAACUUUUUACGAGGCGAUACAAUUUUUAAAAUUAUUUAACUAUCAUUUCUUAAGGACUGGUAUUUUUUCCAGUAAUAGUUUCAUGGGGAUAUUAAUCCGUAGUUGAUAUCCCCAGUGUUAAGUGUACAACAUACAAGCUGUAAAGUAAAGUGUAUCCUCGCCUUUAAGGAAUAUAAAAACCAAGUAGUCCUACCUGUAAUUAAGCUACAUUGGGCCUACAGUUAAAACUCCUAAAUUAAAAUGACAUCGGUUUCAUCUCCCUCCGUUGAACUAAGCUCUUACAGAGAUCAACACUUUAAGGGUUCAAGAGGUGAACAAGAAAGACUGUUAAGAGUUUCUUCAACGCUUUAUGUUGGAAAUUUGUCUUUCUUCACAACCGAAGAACAAAUUUACGAACUCUUUUCAAAAUGUGGAGAUAUCAAACGAAUCAUCAUGGGGUUGGACAAAUACAAAAAGACACCGUGUGGCUUCUGUUUUGUCGAGUACUACACAAGACCUGAUGCGGAGAACUGCAUUAGAUAUAUCAACGGAACACGACUUGACGAUCGGAUUGUCCGAACUGACUGGGAUGCAGGGUUCGUGGAGGGCAGACAAUAUGGACGUGGUAAAACUGGCGGACAGGUGCGUGAUGAAUACCGCACAGACUUUGACGGCGGCCGAGGCGGCUAUGGGAAGAUCAUCCAGCAGAAGGUAGCCACGCCUGAAGUUGCAGCUUUCCGAUAAUCAGCUGACAACAAUCCCGACUGACGACUUCAGACAUCAAUAUCGAUUGUAUUAAAGUAUGAUACUCCAUACUCAAACAUUUUUAUACAAUAACUUUUUACUAAAUAUCAUCCAAAAACAUAGAGAAAGAUACUGUUGUAUUGUAGCAUCUAUUAUUUGUACCGGGGAAUGAGCAUUGAUCGAUGUUGCUUUGUUGAAAAGGUUACAAAUCAUAAAACAUACGAGUACAACUAUAAUACAAUAAUAUCACCAAGUAUUGGUGCUAUCUAUACAUCAUUUUGUCAUUGUACAUAAUUCAAAACCAUUGUAAAUAAACAUGCAUUACUGAUAAAGCCAACAAAAAACAGUAUUUGAAACAGCAUGAAGGUUUAUAGGCCUAUACUGUAUUUGAAAUCGAGCUACCUCUUGUCAAUCAUGCAUGCUAGACAAUAGACAUAUCGUACAGUUUUGUUCUGAGCCUACAGAAAAUGUAAUUUACUUACCCAGCAAUGAUAAAUCUAUUCUUAUAAAUAUAUUGACAUGUAAACCUACAAAAAUACUAAAUAGUUAUAAAAUACUAGGGAGGUCUGCGAAGCAUCAAAAUAUUUUUGAUUUGAAGCAGUAAUUCAAUUCAAAAGAUAUUCGAUUCGAAGCAAUACGGCAUUUUUCUAUUCUUACUUGUCAAUGGAGUGGAUUAACAAUACUUUAAUUUAUUACAUUUGUGUAAUGCAAAUUUUUGUUGAUGUGGUAUUAGGCCUAUUCAUAAUAUAACAUAUGAAUUUUAUGUGAAAAAAUAUUUAUUUUCAAUCAUAUAUUAGAAUAACCUGUAUUGCUGGAAAUGUCAGUGAGCUGCUUAACUUGCCUAUUUCAUAACUUUUACUUGCAGAAUCAUAUUGUUAAGCGUGUUACCUAUUUUAUAAUAUUGAUUUUACAAAUAAAUAUAUAUGUUUUGGUGUAAACAAAUAAAACAUUUGUAUGAUUUAUACAACUUUCAAUUGGUUUGCAUUGAUGAAAUGAGAGGAUAGAAUCUACAAAAAUACCAAAUUUAACACUCUAAAACAUCAAUCUUACUAGUUAAGUAUCAAGUAACAAUUUUUCAGACUUAUUUUUAGAAUGAUUUUGGAUUAGCCUAUCUUGUUUUGGCUAUGUUCACAGUAGUAAAACAUGUCUCACACUGCUUACACUUAACAAGAUUUCUCAUCAUUUGCAAUGUCAAACUAAAAAAUUAUAAAACAGUUAAAGCAAUAUUUACAUGAAAAGAAUUAAUUAAACAAAAACGCCUUCGUAAAGGAAACACAACAUCAACGCACUCCUGUAUUGCGGGUAUUGUGUUGACUUUCUGCAGGCGUUUUUCGUAUAUGGAUACUGAUACCCCCAUGAAUCUAAUCGUUUUUUGACCACCACUGAAUGGAAUCGCAAUUUGACGCAUUGAAUCAGAAUUUCGAAGCAUCGUACACCCCUAUAAAAUACCCUCACUGCAGAAAACAUGCACACAAAUUUAAUUUCUAUAUAACUGGUUGGAUUUUAAAUUUCAACCUACAGUAAUUGUAAUUAUAUUAUUUAUCGGUUCCACCUGGAAAUUUUCCUCAUUUUCAAUUUUGCUAUAUUUAAUAAAGUAAGAAACAAGAAUGUGAAUUUCUCAUCUGUAAACAAACCAUCCUAAUUCUUUAUUUAACUAACAAACAUUUUUAUUUUACAACUCUUAAUGACAAUCGCAUGAUAUUAGUCGUAAACUAAGAUGUUUCUAACAAUUUAGAGGAAAUAUUUAGUGAGAAGUUUUUGAAAUCAUCAUUACAGGAUUUAUUCAAUAACUUCCUUCCUCAUUGCCAAACCAUAGCAAAUAUUGGUCUCUUAAAAAAUCAACUGAAAACAGCUGAUUUUGGCAAACAUACGUCAUACAACCUAAGUUAAUGUUUCCCCAAGGUUUCGAUGCUGAUAUCUUUAUCUUUGUUGUUUGAUGAUUUUUAUUUUGCCGUCGUUGUAAAUAUUACGAGUAUGGUGUGUACUGAAUUGUGCUGUGUUGUAUUUAUAUAGGUAUAGUGAAAAUAAAGUUUUGUAAUUUUCAAAUGGGACUUUUUAUUCAUAGCAAAUUACUUUUUCCUACAGUCACCUGACAAAGUGGGUUUCCUUGCACAGAUUAUAGUACAGAAAGCCUUACUUUAGCGCACACCAGUAUUCCAACCAAACAACAAAAACGGCGUGCUUUGCUUUUAUUAUGCACGUAAUCCGUGUACGCUUGAAAAUAA